AAGUAACCAGUACAUUCAGUGUGUCCACGUUACACUCGCAUUGUUUACGCCGAUGAAUAAUUGUACACGGAUGUUGUACAAGUGUAUAUUUUGGAGUGGAAGUCAGAAUGAGAGCAGAGGUGGGAGAGUCAAGCCCUCUGGCGAAAUAUAUUGUGCAACUCCCGUCGAACUCGACGUCGUACUUUGGAUUUUAAAACUUUCAAGAUGGAUGAUGGCUCCUCGUUUAGUUUCUCUUUCUUUUCCCAAGUCGUCCACUGCUCAAGUGUGAAGCGUCGUCGGAUACCUUUACCGGACUCACUACUACUUUCAUCGGAAUGACGUGUGAAGAAAGUGAAAGAAGUCGGGGGGAUUUAUUUCAGUCACACGUUUUGACAUCAUGUUUGAAAAAGGAGCUAUUUGUCUCGGAGUUUGGACACAAGAUAUUUGAUACGCCCGGAAAUGGAAAGUGGAAGCGAUCGGAGUUUAGGUGUUUUAAUACCGGUGUGUGAAAAUUCAAAUGAUUUCAAAAAGAAAAUUUUGCUUCCAAUCCAAAGUGCGUACUUGUAUGAAGAGUCAAAGGAGGCUUUCAAAUAUCAAUUUGCUGUCCUCGUUAAGAAUCCAGCAUUGGAGAAAAAGUAUGCUGCCUUUCGAGAAAAGAAAAAACAAGCAGGGUAUACAGAAGAGGAUCUGGAGGAAACGUAUGGAUUUUUGCUGUUUGAUGACAUCAACAAGGCUAAUGCACUCGGGCGGACGGGAGUGCUCACCGGGACAAGCACCUGUUCAAGUUUGGGAGAUCCGUUGAAGGGUGUUUACAUAUCAAUGUACUCCGACUGUUUGGAACCAGAGGGCUUGCAUGAUCGCAAAUCAGGCUACAUCGCCAUCAUCAGGCUGACAACGGGAAGAGUUAGAAGAGUUUCAGAGAACCACAGCCAAGAUGUAACACCACCGACUGAGGGAUUUGACUGUCACGUGUCUCAAAACUUGGCCUCUGUGUCGCCCCGAACCAGCUUUCGUCUGGCGUUUGAGAGAACCCAAUGUUACAUUUAUGAGCUGCUCAACGACGGAAGCAAUCGAACAGAGCCUUCUCCCAGCUUCACUUGCCCUUUUGCUAUUGUGGCAUUUUCAUACACAAACAAAGGAAGGAAAAGACGUUGGACUCCAUUGGCAAAAAGAGUGGAGACACAACUUGGCAGGCAACCUCGUGAUCUCAUCUCAUCUAAAAUUUUCAGAAUUCUGCCAGUCCUAAACUAUGCAGGAGGUGAGGUUGAGAAAAAAAACACUGAUCCGAACAAGGGACUUUAUAAUGUAGUGGCACACCCCCUUCAGACAUAUACAGUUGUGCUAAAUCCUGUCCUGCAAGCAUGUCCUUCUGUAGGACCUGGGAUUCGAUAUGUCGCUGUAUCCCCUCCUAAGCAAGCACUUGCCAGUCCUUCACAAAUGGGAUCAGAAAACCAGCUAAACCAUGACAAGGAGUGUGAUAGCGAAAUUGGUGUAACAGACUUCCCUCAGACUCAUUCUCGAAAUGAUGUGCGAGUGCCGAACAAACCCGACGAUCCUGAGCUGUUAAACCUUUCGACUCCUUCGACAUCUGAUAACGUUCCUGCCGAGCUGAUUGUGAGCUUCACCUCUGAGCAAUCUGUAACUGAGAAGAGUCCAAUCAGUCCUUUGUCAACAAGAAAGCCUUUGUCUGACGAACACAGGAGGGAUUCGGAUUGUCCAGAGAUGGUUAAUCACACAGUAAAGCAACAAAGAAAUCGGCAACAUUCCUCCAAAGGUCACAAAAAGACAACAAGAGCAUCUUUUGAAACUCCUGAAUUGGAAAAGCUUCACAUACCAUCAGAAGAUGAGAUGGUUAAUAAGCAGUCUGACCAGGAACCUGAAUCAGUUACCCAAUCACAACAAAACACAAUAUCAAAUAAAGAUUGUGAGCCCUUGGAAGGGCAUACUGUUAGCAACUGUGCAUCAAGAAAUAAAAUCAGACCUAUUAUUGUUGAAUCAGUAAUAGAUGCAGAAAUACCAACAAUAGGGACCACCGUAAUGGACCGGGAAGGUCCGAAAUGUGAGCGUUGGAACUUGAGGCCAAUCAUCAGUGAAUGUGGAAGAAUCUUAGUUCCUCAUGGCUCAUGGAGGAAUACGACUCAACUGAUGACGUCUAUGAACGACCAACAUCAGUUCCCGAGUCGUCCUACAACAGCAUCUGAUGCAGUCGGAAAAGAGCAGCAUUCCAACACCGCUCCUGGAUCAACAACAGGUGGGACUGAAUUGAUCGGCUCCAAGACUGGAGGAAAUUGUCCUCAAAUUGACGUUGAUCCGGAGCAAAGCACAAUGCAAGAGUCUAAAGACGGUGAAGACACGCUUCCACCGGAACACAGUAGUACCACGUCUGAUCAGUGUGUCACAAAAGAUGAACCGAAAAGCAUCGUGUCAAAGAGAAAUCAAACAAAACACUACCUCAGUUUACAUGAAACCGAUUCAGAUCCAACUACUGAGACAGAACCUCCUUUGAAGAAAGGCAAAAGUUACGACAACACAAAGACAAAUGCACCUGACACCAGAACAGACCUCGAAGAAGACUCUAUGCAGACUUCUCAUGAAACGGCAUCUGCGAUUAAAGAAAGCGAGACACAGGAUACUCCAAACUCAACACAGGAAGCGACUAUCAAACGUAAGCCCCCGUCAAUUUUCCCAUUGUGGAAGCAGAUGCGAAAGCUCAAAAAGCACCAAGACAUCUCCAAGCUACACGUUAAAAAGAAAUGGCGGUUGCACUUUCAAACCCCAUCUGAUGACGCUUACAAACAUAGCGCAAAGGAUAACACCGCCCAGAAGAAAAUACACACCUCGAACACAUCUACAGAUGCUUUGAAUCUACUAGCUGAUUUGGCACUGGGCGCCACGAAUGAGCAAGUUGCUCCGCAACCAGGCCAAGAACUGAUAUGUGACGAUGCCAAUGUUGCAAGUGCUAGUCAAGUUUCACUUCUUCAUGCUCUUCUACAGCAGACUUUCUGUAAACCCACACAGCCUCUUGAGUCAAGCACUCUUGCAGAAGAUUUGGAGUUGGUCAGUUUGUUGUGUAAAGAACAUGCUUACUCAUUGUAUCCCUUUGUGGGUUUACCAGUCACACCCUUCCAGGUAUCUCCUUUGAGUGGUUCUACUGGACUGCUGCACCACCAUCAGACAAUGUAUGGUGUUCAAACAGGCUUUUCUGAUGACCACGAUGAAAAUAGGUGCAUGAAGAAACAUAUGAAAAUGUUCAAACGCUACCGCAGUUUUGUUGACCGGGGUGGAUCUGUCGAAGUGACACGGCGAUGGAAAGAGAAGUAUGACUUCAAUCGAGACAGCAGGUUUUCAGUCGGGUCAAAGAACAGAAGCGUCAUACGAGCUUUACAUGGCCCAUGGGAUCACUCUAUUCAGGACACCAACAAAGAUGUGCAGCUUAUUGUCCACAUGUGGAUUGGUCUCUUUUAUAGCCGCUCAACAGCGAGGUUCUUUGAUGUUAGCUCGGACCUAGCGAACCCAUGCUUGGAAGAGAGUGAUUAUUUGGAAACAACGGCUCAGUCCGAGCUCAAGGGAAAUCGGUUUCCACACAGUGUGGCAGAGACUACAGAACCUUCAAUAUCUAACACUUUGGACCUCAACAAAAAGGGGCCCUCGUUGGAUGAAGAAUGUGAUAUUCUGGACUUGUCUCUGAGGAGCCCCAAUGUAGAGAUUGUUACUUCCAGCCCCCAAACAUCAGAGAGUUUUCAAACGAUGAUUCUCCCUGUAGAAAUGUCAAGUGAAGUCAAUACUGUCGGCAGGAAGUGCGGUUGGACACACUUGCAAGAAGAUGGCUCCCUGAAUGGCACUGGUGAACAUUUUCAACACGAAGAUGUAACUGAGAAUCACCUACAAGGACCAAUGGAGAAUCAUGAGAAUCAUGGUAUUGUCAGAACUGAUCAUGAGUUGCAUGGAUCCAAUCGGGACAAGAUAAAUUUGAAUGGUGGCUCUGAAAAUAAUUCAGGAGACAUGAUGAUAAAACAUGGAAUAGAUUCCUCUGUUGCGGAAAAGGAGGUCGACAAAGACUUGAAUGAUCCCGUUCUUCAUAUAGAAGAUGACAAAGAAUCACAAACAUUCUGCAAAGGAAGUCUUUUGGUGACUGGAAGACCAUUAGCAACGACUCAACCUGAAGAGGUGCAACCUGAGAAACUUCAAGAUGACAGGGAUUGUUAUUUUGUCAAGAAUGAUAUCGCCAUUUCAACAAGUUUAAGGGUUCUACAAAGAAGAGAGAAUGUCCUCCCAAUUGUAAGCACGGCUGAUGAAUCCUGUGAUGUUGAGACAACCGAUGUGAGAAACACUCUUGAUCAACCGUCGGAAUCAAGCAUGUAUCCCACCACUUUGCCGGGCCCCAGCUGCGCAAGAGGCGACGCGAAUGCAGAGACAGUUCAGGCAGCAUUUACCUCAAAUCCACCAUCAUCUCACUCUUCAGAGGAUUCAGUGGGACUAAUGCAAAAAAGUAAAACACAGGUGAAUAACGUGGAUGGAUCAAUCUCCGAAGACACGUCUGACAGAAGUGAAGACGAAAUAUUAUCUCAAAGAACCAGCAAAAUUGUGAUUGCAGAAAGUGCAACAAUGAGCACGGACACAUUGUUUAAAUGUCAUCAAAGUGACUUUCAAAUGGACAAGAUGCAUUCAAGGAAUGGUCCAAAGACAAAAUAUAGAUUCUACAUAUUACAAACGUCAGAUGAUUCCUUCUAUGAGGAAACAAAGGCCCAGUUAGAAGCAGAAGGCCAUACAGCUGUGCAGCCAUUCCAGUUCUUCCUCUUGGGUGAGGGAUGUGCAUCUCUGCUGAUUGUCAUCAGGAAUGAAGAUAUAGCAGCGCGCAUUUGUGAGGUGCCAUACCUACUUGAGCUGAAAAAGUCACCGGAAGUGCAGUUUUGUGGAAUCGACGAACCAAACGACGUGAUGAAUCGCACCUAUCAGGAGCUCUUUGUCAAUGGGGGCUUUGUGAUGUUUGAUACAGAAACGUUGGAAUCCCUCAGCCUGUACAAGUUGAGAAGAUUCUUGGAAAUCUUACAAGGUCUUAACAAAACAGGGAAAUGGAAAUGGUUCUUACACUACAGAGACAGUCGGCGAUUCAAAGAGAAUGCAAGGUUCAGCACUGAUGCAGAGGAGAAGAAGAACUUCUUAAGAUGGUCAGAGGAAGCAGGCUUGGCAACGGUCUUGCCUUACCAUGAUUGUGACGUCAAGUCAAGAGAUCAACCUGACUAUCGUGCAUGUAUGGUCCACUUGCAGGUCCAGAAUAUAUCAUCCCGUUUUCCUGUCUUUGUAACUGAUACAAGAAGCAGUGAGUUUGAGGAGAGCGGGAUUCUGACAACAACUGUAGACUCUUUUCUGAUGAGUUUUCUAUGUGAUACCCAUACAGUCUGACCUCAGUCGGUGAUGCCACGCGACAAAACACAAAACAAAUCCACCUCCGUUAUUACAAUAUCAAGUUUCAAGAGCCAUUAUAGGCCGGGAGAGAAUGUUGUCAUGCUGUCAUGUUACAUCUGUUGUCCUUCAUUUUUAGAACCAAAGCAGUAAGUUAACAAUAAUACAGAAGUGCAGCUGUGUUGAUAUAUCUGAAUACGGUUUUAUACUGGAUGGUUUGUUAAAGAUGUUUCAUAUUUUUAUUACUGUUGGUUGGUCGCUAAUUUAAAACCAUCUAUAUAUGCUAUAUUUGUUUAAAUGAAAUGACAGUGGUGUUAAAAAAAUAAACCAUGUAAUGCAGUUAAGUAAAUGAGUCACAUUUUCAUUCACAAUAUUCUGUAUGAAGGCCAUGGUCUUGGCCAUGAACCUACGCAAAUUCUAACCCCACCACCCACCCCA
Messenger RNA from Doryrhamphus excisus (bluestripe pipefish), 5820 nucleotides. RefSeq names its product transcription activation suppressor family member 2 (gene tasor2). The record is from RefSeq and is a predicted model, not a curated record. Gene Ontology annotation, biological process: negative regulation of gene expression, epigenetic. Gene Ontology annotation, cellular component: nucleoplasm. Lineage: Eukaryota; Metazoa; Chordata; Actinopteri; Syngnathiformes; Syngnathidae.